CGUCGACUUCUCAUGGAGCUUGACUUUUCGGGAUACUUUUUAUCCAUUUAUUGUGCGUUUUUCAGGCUGUGCGGGGUGAAAAAUUAUGCGAAAGAGUAGUUAAGUGGCCAGUGCGACAAGUGAACAUAGUGGCAAUAUGACAUCGACAAGUAUUGAGGCGGAAUACGCGGAAAUCAACAAGAAGGAGAAUGGAUGGUACGCCGUGUUCCAGUCAAUCAAGGACAAAUGUGAGCUCGAGGCCAAACAGAAACAAUUCACACUGGACGAAUCCAAGAGUAUUUCCAAUCGCAAGUACAACAGAUACAGAGAUGUGAAUCCCUACGAUCACUCCCGGAUCGUCCUGCAUCGCGGUGACACGGACUACAUCAAUGCCAAUCUCGUGAAGAUGGAGCGGGCGAACAGGAAGUACAUCCUGACGCAAGGGCCGCUGCAGCAGACCGUGUCGCACUUCUGGCUGAUGGUCUGGGAACAACAAAGCAAAGCAAUACUAAUGUUAAAUAAGUUAAUUGAGAAGAAGCAGAUAAAAUGCCAUCUGUACUGGCCGGAGAAGAUUGGCGAGGAGCAUCGGAUGAAUCUGACGGACGUCGGACUCACGGUGGAGUAUUUGAAGGUGGAGGAAUUUGGCAAUUUCUCCAUUCGCACCUUAAGACUGACUGAUACGGAUUCAACGAAAUCCCGCGAAAUCCUACAAUUUCACUAUACAUUGUGGCCGGAUUUUGGCAUUCCUGCUUCGCCGGUGGCCUUCUUGCAAUUCCUCAAGAAGGUGCGCGAAUCUGGCGCUCUUGAUGACGAAGUUGGACCGCCUGUUGUUCACUGCAGUGCCGGAAUUGGCCGUUCCGGGACUUUUUGCCUGGUUGACUGCUGUCUCGUGCUGAUUGAGCGCGAAGGAGAGAACAAGGUGUCUGUGCAGGAUGUGCUCCUGGAGCUCAGGCGCUUCCGCAUGGGCCUCAUUCAGACGGUGGAUCAGCUGUAUUUUUCGUAUCAAGCAAUUAUCGAGGGCAUCAAGCGCCUCAACAAUCCGAAUGACGAUGACUAUGAAGAAGUGGCGAUAAUUAAGCCUGAGGAGGAUGAGAGCAUGGAUUUGGCGCCGCCACCGCUGCCGCCGCCUCGUGUGGAUUCACUGCAGGGCAAGCCGUUGCCGUCUGUGCCCGCCGGCGACGACGGCGCGCCGAUGAAUGGCAAUGAGGAGGUGAAUUUGCGCGAUGAAAACGGCGUCGGGAGUGUCGAUCGUCCACUGCCGCCGCUGCCGAGAGACAAUUCGCUGGAGAAGGUGGACGAGAGUGACCACGAUUCUGUGGAGGAUGAGUUGGAGGAUGAGGACGAGGAGGAGGACAAUGAGGAGGCGAAUGAGGAUUUGACGGAGGAGAAGAACGGAUUGGACAACAGCAAUGAUUCAGUGAAGUCUGACGAGAAUAUUGACAAUAGUCAAGAGGAGGCUCAGGUGAGACGCAGGAAGCGCCAGGAGCGACAGGAUGCCAUGGCGGAGAAAGUGCGCGAAAUCAAGCGGAAACAGAAAAUGUGCGAAGAAUCAUCACCGAAAAAGCGCAGGACACACAGCAGUUCACAAAGCGAGAGGGGUAAAUUGUGAGAGAGGGAGAGAAGAGGGAAUGAUGAGUGGGAGGAAGAGAGAGUUGUGUGAAUUGAUUGAAUGGCGCACACUUUCCGGAAAAGAGAGCGAGAUUUUAGCUUUUAGCAGAAGAAUGAGAGUAAAUAUUUUUACCAAUGUAUUUUCCACGAUUUGGUCAGGAGCAUUUGUGAGAUGAGAUAAAACACGAAUGGAGGAGGAGAAGGAGGACAAAAAACAAUUGUAUUUUGUUAGAGAUUUUAUCGAUUUUAUUCACAAAAGUUGGUUGAAAAAAUUCUUUGUAAAGAUAACUAAUGUUUAUUUUUAAGUUUAUGCUCGUCAAUUUGCAAAAUUCCGCAGAUGUAGCUGUCAAAUGAUUUUACUUCACAUGGCUUUUACGUUCAAUAAUUAAUCCAAUACAUUA
Phlebotomus argentipes is the source of this 1988-nucleotide messenger RNA. RefSeq names its product tyrosine-protein phosphatase non-receptor type 61F (gene Ptp61F). Lineage: Eukaryota; Metazoa; Arthropoda; Insecta; Diptera; Psychodidae. The record is from RefSeq and is a predicted model, not a curated record. The transcript has 8 exons. Gene Ontology annotation, biological process: protein dephosphorylation. The coding region runs from base 137 to 1588 and encodes 483 amino acids. Gene Ontology annotation, molecular function: protein tyrosine phosphatase activity.